Dibothriocephalus latus is the source of this 534-nucleotide messenger RNA. The record is from the annotation of a GenBank genome assembly. NCBI's taxonomy places the organism in Eukaryota, Metazoa, Platyhelminthes, Cestoda, Diphyllobothriidea, Diphyllobothriidae.
AUGUCGCCUCCGAGUUAUCCUGAUAUCUCUAAGGCGGUUCGCGAGUUCCUUAGAAAAAACUAUAAUUUUGGAACAGCAUUUUUCUCCUUCAAAGGAAAUCAUGAUUUCGUAGACUUCACGACGCGCACAGACAGUUUGAUAGAUGCUCAAAAAACUUUUGGCACAAUAGAAUCGAAGCUUAAACUCGAAGAUUAUGGGUUUACUCUUAGUGAGAAGUGGAACACUAGAGAUGUUCUUUCUGCGGACCUUUCUUUCGAAGAUAAGAUUUUUGAUGGCUUAAAGCAAACGGUUAGGAUGACUUAUGAUGCUCUUUCUGGGCGUAAAAGGGCAUUUUUUAAAAAUAACUACAAGGGCACCGCGAUCAAUGCUCAGGUGGAUCUUGCUCUAAAGUCGGGUCCGCCGGAUGUUUCUGCUUCAUGUGUUAUUGGGUGCGGAACUACCAUUGAAAACUUUGUUUUUGCACUAAAUCAUAUUCAUCGUUCUAACUGUUUGAUUCGAAUUUUCUUCCUCGUUAUUAUGGGUCUUAACGUUUGA